Molecule: messenger RNA, 6741 nt
Organism: Archocentrus centrarchus (flier cichlid)
Lineage: Eukaryota; Metazoa; Chordata; Actinopteri; Cichliformes; Cichlidae
Product: kinesin-like protein KIF1C
Exons: 27
Coding region: 1-3849 (1282 amino acids)
Biological process (GO): microtubule-based movement
Molecular function (GO): ATP binding; microtubule motor activity; microtubule binding
Source: RefSeq, a predicted model, not a curated record
AUGGCGGGUGCAUCAGUGAAGGUGGCGGUGCGAGUCCGCCCGUUCAACUCCAGAGAGAUCGGACGCAACUCCAAGUGUGUGAUCCAGAUGCAGGGAAACACCACCUGCAUCUCCAACCCCAAACAACCCAAAGAUGGAGCCAAGAACUUCACCUUUGACUACUCCUACUGGUCACACACAACGCUCGAUGACCCCGGCUUCGCCUCUCAGACGCAGGUGUAUAAGGACAUCGGGGAGGAGAUGCUGCUGCACGCCUUCGAAGGAUACAACGUGUGUAUUUUUGCGUACGGACAGACGGGUGCAGGAAAAAGCUACACUAUGAUGGGCAAACAGGAGCCUGGACAGGAAGGCAUCAUACCACAGCUGUGUGAGGACCUGUUUCAGAGAACAGGAGAAAACACAGAUCCUGACCUCACCUACUCCGUGGAGGUGUCCUACAUGGAGAUCUACUGUGAGCGGGUUCGGGACCUGUUGAACCCGAAGUCCCAGGGCACUCUGCGGGUGCGGGAGCACCCCAUCCUGGGGCCCUACGUGGAGGAUCUGUCCAAACUGGCCGUGACCGGAUUCACGGACAUCCGGGACCUGAUGGACGCCGGCAACAAAGCUCGGACGGUCGCGGCUACAAACAUGAACGAGACGUCGUCCAGGUCCCACGCUGUCUUCACCAUCGUCUUCACCCAAAAGCGACGCGACCAGAUGACCAGCCUGGACACGGAGAAGGUCAGUAAGAUCAGCCUGGUCGACCUGGCUGGAAGUGAACGAGCAGACUCCUCGGGGGCGAAGGGCACUCGGCUGAAGGAAGGAGCAAACAUCAACAAAUCUCUGACCACGUUAGGAAAAGUGAUUUCUGCUUUGGCUGAAAUGCAGAGCAGCAAGAAGAGGAAAAGUGAUUUUAUUCCCUACAGAGACUCUGUUCUCACCUGGCUACUGAAGGAGAACCUGGGAGGAAACUCGCGCACAGCAAUGAUCGCUGCUCUAAGUCCUGCUGACAUCAACUAUGAAGAAACACUGAGCACUCUGAGGUACGCCGACCGUGCCAAACAGAUUCGCUGUAACGCCGUGAUCAACGAAGAUCCGAACGCCAAACUGAUCAGAGAGCUGAAGGCUGAAGUGGAGCGGCUGAGAAACCUGCUGUUCUCCCAGGGCCUGCAGGAGCUGCUCAACAACGCCGUCAAUAACAGCAGCAGCCUCGGGGGUGUUGCAGGUGCACCCCCCUCCCCUCUUCAGCUGGCUCUCACAUCCAAUGGGAUUGCACCUAAGAACGGCUCCGCCCCUCCAGGUGCUGAACCAAAGUCUGAAGGUGACGCUCCUGCUGACCCCGAUCAGCUGAUCGAGGACGGAGAGGAAGGAGAGGAGGGAGAGUCCACGGAGAACAUCAGUAAAGAGGAAGCAGCUGAGAGACUGCUGGAAACGGAGAAAAUCAUCGCUGAGCUGAACGAGACGUGGGAGGAGAAGCUGAGGAAGACCGAAUCCAUCCGUCAUGAGAGAGAGGCCCUGCUGGCAGAGAUGGGCGUGUCCAUAAAGGAAGAUGGAGGAACGCUGGGCGUCUUCUCUCCUAAAGGAACGCCUCACCUGGUCAACCUGAAUGAGGACCCUCUGAUGUCUGAGUGCCUCCUCUAUUACAUCAAGGAGGGCUUCACCAGGGUGGGACAGCAGGACGUGGACAUUAAGCUGUCGGGUCAGUUCAUAAAGGAGAUUCACUGUGUGAUUGUCAGUGAGACCAACGAGCAGGGAGAAGUGGUGGUCACCCUGGAGCCGUUAGUGGGAGCAGAGACGUACGUUAACGGGAAGCAGAUCACCGAAGCCGUCGUGUUGAAACAAGGUAACCGCAUCGUGAUGGGGAAGAAUCACGUGUUUCGGUUCAACCACCCGGAGCAGGCGAGGCUGGAGAGGGAGCGCAGCGCCACGGCCGAGCAGCAGGGGGAGCCGGAGGACUGGAACUACGCCCAGAGGGAGUUGCUGGAGAAGCAAGGCAUCGACAUCAAACUGGAGAUGGAGAAGAGACUGCAGGACGUGGAGACUCAGUACCGUAAAGAGAAGGAGGAGGCUGACCUGCUGCUGGAGCAGCACAGACUGUAUGCAGACAGCGACAGCGGCGACGACUCGGACAAACGAUCCUGUGAGGAGAGCUGGAGGCUCAUCUCCUCCCUGAGAGAGAAGCUUCCUGCCAACAAGGUGCAGUCCAUAGUGAAGCGCUGCGGUCUGCCCAGCAGCGGGAAGAGGAGGGAGCCUCUGCGAGUGUAUCAGAUCCCCCAGAGGAGGAGGAUCAGCAAAGACCCCAAACGGGUCACCAUCGAGGACCUCCGCAUGCAGGCCGUCAAAGAGAUCUGCUACGAGGUGGCUCUGGGAGACUUCCGUCACUCCCGUCAGGAGAUCGAGGCGCUGUCCAUCGUCAAGAUGAAGGAGCUGUGCCGCAUGUACGCUAAGAAGGAUCCCAGCGAGAAGGAGAGCUGGAGGGCCGUGGCCCAGGACGUCUGCGACACUGUGGGCAUCGGAGAGGAGAGGAGCCCCCCAGCUGAGGAGGGGGGAGGUGGAGGAGGAGGUGGUGGUGGUGGUGGUGGUGGUAGUGGUGGUGGAGAGACAGGGGAAGGCGGAGAGAAAGGGGGCGUGUACGACCUGAAGGCUCACAUCGAUAAACUGACGGAUAUUUUGGAGGAGGUGAAGCUGCAGAACAACAUGAAGGACGAGGAGAUCAAAGCUCUGAGAGACCGAAUGAUCAAGAUGGAGAGCAUCAUUCCCGUUCAGGACGAUGACAUAAACGGCGAAAGAGACGAGUCCCCUCGGAGAGAGAGAGACGAGGACGGGGGCGAUGAAAGCCCCAACCACCCUGAGGUCAGAGUUCAGCGGCUGAUGGAGGAGGACCCGGCCUUCAGGAGAGGGCGCCUCCGCUGGAUGAAGAAGGAACAGCAGCGGCUCCUGAACCUGCAGCAGCAGAACAUCACGAAGAAACUACGAGGACAGAACCAAACCCAAGGUCAGAACACCCCCGUCGUACCCAUUCACCUCCCAGGAACAGGCCGCUUCAUCCCUCCCCAGGAGUGCAAGCUCAAGUUCCCCUUCAAGAGUAACCCCGCCCACCGACUGUCCUGGGGACCCGCCAGCGCCGCACUGCAGGCUCUGGGUCUGUUCGAAGGUGGAGGAGGGAGCGAUGGCGGAGAACAGAAGGAGAAUGGAGGAGGUGGAGGGGAGGCUAAAGGUUCUCCCUCACCUCCGCCUCCCCCACAGGGUCAGCCACCUGCUCUCUUGCCCCUCCCUUUCCCAGCUCAGCCCCCUCGCAUGCGCACCCCAAGCCCUCAACGUGCCUGGCAACAGCGUAACCAAGGUAACCAGGGCAGCUUCCACUACCACAACCAGGGCAGCAACCAAAACCAGCAGCGCCGCUACCGCCGCAACUCCCUGGACAGCUCACCACAGGGCAACGAGAGCUACGACAGUGACCAGCAGUUCGGCAACGGCGGUCACCAGGGCCGACCGAGGCAGAGGAGGGGGUUUUCACCUGGGCCGGGGGGGGAGAGAGGAGGAGGCGGAGGCAGAGGAGGAGGAGGAGGAGGAGGAGGAGGAGGGAGGGACAGAGACAGAGACAGAGACGGAGGCUUCCAUUUUAAUCAACGCCAGCACCAUCAGUACCACCACCAUCCCUACUACAACCCCCACAAUGCACCAUUCCAGCCUGGACCUUACCCCAACUACCACAGCCUGCCGCGCUCCGGGGCCCCGCCCCUUCCUGCUGACAUGCUACUGGGCAUUGCUCCGCCACCGGGGCCGUGGAACUUCAACACUCCGCCCAGGAUGAGGCGGCAGUUCAGCGCACCGGACCUCAAAAACAACAACAAGGAGACGCCGAUCUGACCUCUGACCUCCGGCACAUGGAGGCUCCUGAUUGGCUGAUUGGGACACAGGGCAAUCCUGAUGCUGUAGAGAGUUGGCUGUGUGUGUGUGUGUGUGUGUGUGUGUGUGUUUGUUUGAGCACAUUGACACACCUUGUAUCCUCUGUCCUGCUUUGUGUGUGUGUGUGUGUGUGUGUGUGUAUGUGUGUGUGUGUGUGUUAAGCUUUUAGGUUAGCACAGGUGAGCUGUUAGCAACACUGUUGUGCAGAAAGUGAAAUUUAAUUUGUUUUAUUUGAGUUUGUCGAGCUCUCAGACUUUUGUCAUGUAACGAUUUAGCUUCUUUCUUUAUUUCACCGACCGCUGACGUUCGGGCGUCGCUCCGCCGCGGGUGACGAGGUGCCUUAAAGCCGACGUGUCUGCUGGUGAAGCUGGUUGUGUUUGUAAAGAUGAAGUACGUCAGUUAGCAGGGUGGUGUUUCUGAGUUAGCUCAGUUUUUUUAGAUUUUAGUGCUAGCAGGUGAAACUGGGAGCUUAGCCUAGCCUACGCUGCAUUCAAGUUCCAUGGGAAUAAUGGGAAUUACGACCUGUUAAACAUGCUUCACCUAGUCUCCAUGAAACUGAUUAUGAAUUCAGUCAGAAACAGUUUCCAAAAGGCGAUCAAGAGCUAAUUAUUCACGAAACACAGCUUAUAGACAGAUUUUGACUUGAGCUUAAACCACCCCCCCCCACACACACACACACAUACUGGCUAGACUGCUCAUACUUAUAAAAUUAAGAUGUAGAUAAACUUUAUACAGUUUAACAACUUGAAUAUUGAUUUAGAGUUGAGUAAAACAUGAUUGAAAUGACCUCCCUACUUAACUAUGUGAACGAAUAAAAUGCAGCUGAACCUUUUUCCCGUCACAUUGAUCACCUGUGAGCUGUUUUUGUUUCCUUAAAGCUUGAAACUCGUAUUUACACCCUCUCCCGUGCAGCUUGAAUGCAGCACUGUUGAGUGCUACAAACCAAAGAAAGUGGCUCUUUGGCGCCUCCUAGUGAGCAUGAAAGCAUCAGUGCAUAAACAGUUAGUGCCAAUGGUGACGUCAUCGUUUCUGCUCACAGUUACGGGGCUUUUGCAGAAGUUGGGGGUGAGACCGGGGAGCGCAGUGGGCCCCUGAGAGGGAGGAGGCGCAGAGAGGAAGAGGAGGAGGUGCUGUUUUACCUGUCAGACGUUGUUUUUUAAAGAGCUGUGUGUGUAUAUUUGAAGUGUUUCUCGAAUCUGUUUUUAAACACCUGAAACGUUCUGACGGUGAGUUCACUGUCUCUGGCAAUCGUGGGAAAUGCAAGUGAUGUGUAACACAAGAUGAGAUGUGGGAUUUACUUAGAGACAUAAUCAUGAAGGGAUGGGUUAUAGUUUAUGUAGGGCUGGUUGAGUGAGGAAUUCUGGGAAAUGUAGUGAGAAGCGGAAGGUUUUGUGGUAAGAAGAAAGAAGAACGUGAAGUACAGUAAGCUUUUUGUUUUUUUGAAGCAGUAACAGACACUACAGUGAGUCGGGUGUGAUAGGAGAUUCCUGCUGUAAGGAUCUGACACUUUUUACUUUAUGUCCACUUCAAGGGGGAGAGGAAAAUUCACUACUGCCUUCCUCGCACGUCAGGGUCCUGGAAAUUGUGGCUUCCACCUGUUUGAUGUUGCAUUUAACAUCUUUUUUUCAAACGUGACAUUCACACCCAUAUUUUUGUCCGUGUUGUGUUCACUGCACAUCUGUAAGACAGGAAACACAUUUCCAGCUUCCCGCGUCACAGCGAAUGCGGCCCCCCCAGUGCUUUUUAAUCGACCUGAAUGAAGAUGAGUUUACUGCCAGGAGGAGCUAGGAGAGGUGGUGGCACCACAGAAUUGUGGGAGAUAACAAGUGGAGUGUCUCUGAGCUCCGUGACUUUUUUAAGGCUUUUUCAUAAAAAGGUUAGAACCAACCAAUGGAAGCGCUCCUUCCUGCUGCAGGAGGGACACGUCGCCAUGAUGAUGAUGAUGACGAAAACAGAAGAAAUGAUUGUGAUUAGCCCGAGAAGCAUGGCGUCAGCAAAAUAUCUGGAAUUGACCAAUCAUAGGACAAUCUCUAAACCUGCUGCCACCGCCGGGCCUGAUGGGAAAUUAUUUUAUUUUUUUUUAUGUUUUUCUUUUUAAUUUCCAGUUUGGGCCUCUGAUUGGCUGUUUGUUUUUCCUGUGUAUCACUUGCAUCAUGUACUGAGUAUUUUAACCAUCCUCCAUGUUUGACCUUUGCGUUAUGAUGUCAUCAGUCAUCAUCACUUAUUAAUAUAAUUAUCCUAAAGUUAUACGUGUCAUUAAUAUUUGGUUCUUGUGGAUGCUGCUAAAGGGAGUUUCGCUGCCCUCACGCAAACUGUUGAGUGUGUGUGUGUAUGUUGGGCGUCUGUGUGUGUGUAUGUUGGACAUCUGUGUAUGUGUUGGGCGUCCGUGUGUGUGUGCUCUAUGGGUUAAUUUAGAAUCACACUUUAAAGUUUGUUUUACGUCAUAAAGCUGAUUUUAGUUAUUUCUUAUUUGUUUAGUUUUGUUAUUUUUGGAGGUGGAGAGGGGGGCUUGAGGGGGUGUUGCCAUGGCAGCCAUGACUCAGCAGAAUUCCAGAACAUUCUAGAACUCCCCUCACUGACAGGCUGCGCCCGUUCCCUGCACCUCUGCUCCAAUCACAACCUCAGAAUCUGUGACAUCACAGUGCAGUGUCGCUUCAGGACUCUGGAACACGGAUGGACAUGAUGACAUCAUGGUGUGGCCUUCUUCCUAUUGGCUCAGAGCCCCUCGGUUGUUUUUUUUGUUUGUUUUUGGGGUUUUUUUUUCCUGUGUUGGGUUGUCUUUUGUUGUUUUUGUUUGUAUCAGGAACCAAUCUCAGGCUCUACCUGCAGACAACAUGAUGGCAAUAAACUGUC